GUACAUCUGUUUGGAGCAUCUCUGGGAGGAUUCUUGGCUCAGAAGUUUGCUGAGUAUACACACAAGUCUCCCCGAGUGCACUCGCUCAUCCUCUGCAACUCAUUCAGCGACACCUCCAUCUUUAACCAGACAUGGACUGCAAACAGUUUCUGGUUGAUGCCAGCGUUCCUGCUGAAGAAGAUUGUUCUGGGAAACUUUGCAAAAGGACCUGUGGACCCUAAAAUGGCAGAUGCAAUUGAUUUCAUGGUAGACAGGCUGGAGAGUUUGAACCAAAGUGAGUUAGCAUCGCGACUAACGCUCAACUGUCAGAACUCUUAUGUGGAGCCACACAAGAUAAAGGACGUUGCUGUGACCAUCAUAGAUGUGUUUGAUCAGAGCGCUCUGUCACUGGAAGCCAAAGAGGAGAUGUAUAAGCUGUAUCCUAACGCCAGAAGAGCGCACCUGAAAACGGGAGGAAACUUCCCGUACCUGUGCAGGAGCGCUGAGGUCAACCUCUACAUACAGAUUCAUAUGCGCCAGUUUCACGGGACAAGGUACGCUGCUAUAAACCCUGCCAUGGUGAGCGCUGAGGAGCUGGAGAUGAGCAGUAACCAGGACUCUGAAGACUACCAGUGAGCUGGCAUCCACAGCUCGGGUCUUUCUGAGCAGAUUUCACAGGACGCUGGCAGAUUUUCUGUGGAGUUCAACAGCUAACCAGCACGUAACCUGAGAUUAUUUUUUAUUGAACACAUGAAGCAAUAUUUUGAUUAAAGAAGACCUGGACACAAAUGGGACUUUUGCACUGCGCUUUGCUUAAAAAAACAUCUAACACUCUGCCUUAUGUGGAAUGAUUCUGUCACUUGUACUGCCUGGACUGUGUUCACGCCUGUUUGGGACGGAGGAUAAAGUUAACACCACCAGCAGUAAACUGGUGUCAUGUUAAUAGCAAGAUGAACAGAAGGAUUCAUGGUGUAUAUCUGAAAAUGUUUGUAUAACUCCUUAAGAUAAAAUGACGUUUUUGUCUUUGUCACAUGUGCAGCUGUUUGUUUGUUUGUCUCAUGGAUGUGAAAAUACACUUUACAUGGUUUCUGUACAA
Molecule: messenger RNA, 1075 nt
Organism: Haplochromis burtoni (Burton's mouthbrooder)
Lineage: Eukaryota; Metazoa; Chordata; Actinopteri; Cichliformes; Cichlidae
Gene: spg21
Product: SPG21 abhydrolase domain containing, maspardin
Cellular component (GO): cytosol; trans-Golgi network transport vesicle
Molecular function (GO): CD4 receptor binding
Source: RefSeq, a predicted model, not a curated record